Molecule: messenger RNA, 2257 nt
Organism: Mizuhopecten yessoensis (Yesso scallop)
Lineage: Eukaryota; Metazoa; Mollusca; Bivalvia; Pectinida; Pectinidae
Product: dimethylaniline monooxygenase [N-oxide-forming] 2-like
Exons: 6
Coding region: 213-1520 (435 amino acids)
Molecular function (GO): NADP binding; N,N-dimethylaniline monooxygenase activity; flavin adenine dinucleotide binding
Source: RefSeq, a predicted model, not a curated record
AAGUGCUGACUCGGUAUGCGGAGGGGCACAGUUUAUAAUCUAUCAACAAGAUCCAAAAAUAGAAUAUGAUUCAUAACACAAUUUGGUCGAACCUCUCGGUGUUAAGGUAGAUACUUUGAUCACGUGGUUUAUUAUAGUAGAUUAUGUCUUCAGAAUUGCCCGCGAUAUAUAUUAUGUUCACGGAAAGCUAAGCAGCGGAGGGAAGAGAUCGGAUGGCAAAUAGCUAUAAUCAAACAAUGUCGGAGCCUACAAAGCGCGUGGCGGUCAUUGGAGCAGGAGCUGCAGGUUUGAGUGCCCUCCGGAAUCUCCUCACCACAACCAAGACGUUUAUUCCAACCUGCUUUGAAAGGGGAAGUGACGUAGGUGGACUCUGGUUGUAUAACAGGAACACUCAUACCGAUGACAAUGGAAUGCCUGUGUUCUCAAGCGUAUACCGGGAUUUAUCAACCAAUAUUCCUAAGGAUUUGAUGGCUUUUCCUGACUUUCCUCAUAAAGAUGGUCCAUCCUACCUCUCCCGACCCGAUGUGUGCGACUAUUUACAGAGAUAUGCAGACAGAUACGACCUCCGAAAGUAUAUUAAGAUGAACACGUUUGUUCAAAAUAUUCGGCCCAAUUGCAAAGAGAGCAAUACGAAAUGGACUGUAAGCUAUUUUGAUGUGAAACAAAAGGAGGAGAUACACACAGACGUGUUUGACGCCGUCAUUGUAUGCAAUGGUCACCAGGAAAAAGCCUACUCGCCGGAUAUCGAGGGUCUUGACCAAUUCAAAGGUGAAGUCCUCCAUAGCCAUAACUACAGAACACCCGAAUACUUCGCUGGCAAGAACGUUGUUAUACUGGGAGCUUCAUUUUCUGGACAGGAUUUGGCAGUUGGGAUAUCGUCGUUCGGGAAAAAGAUUUUCCUUAGUCAUCUGAAGGACCCCCUUCUAACAGUGCUGCCUGCAAAUGUGAUGGAACGAACGGGUAUUAAGCGUAUGACGAAGAGCAGGGUAGUUUUCCUCGAUGAUACAGAGGAAGAAGUGGACGUCCUCCUAUUCUGCACUGGUUUCCAAACUCAUUUCCCCUUUCUGUCCAAAGACAUCAUCCAGGUCAUCUCUGAACGCGUCACCCCUGUGUACAAGCACAUUAUACACAUCAAAUACCACACCUUGUUAUUUGUAGGUAUCCCGAAAUUACUGUGUUAUUUCCCACACAGUUUUGAAAUAGCCAGAGCAGUGGUCAACAUUUUGAAUGGUAAUGUCGCAUUACCUUCAGAAGACGAGAUGUUGGAAGAUGCCGAAAAAGAUUUCGCUCAGAGGAAAACAGAGGGACUUGAUGAUGCCAAAGCUCACUUCAUGGGAGACGGAGAUCGACAGUGGCGUUUUAACAAGGAUAUAGCAAAGAUGGCUGGCUUUAAACCGCUUCCUACUGCCUUCCAGCGCCUCUGGGAUUACGUGACGAUUCAGAGAGAUAACCACUUCCUCACUUUUCGCAAACAGAAUUUUAAAAUAAUUGACUCAGAGACAUUUGUAGAAGUAAAAUGAAGUCUGUGACUCCAGGAUAGAUGACGAUGUCAUCGCUGAUUAUUUCGAUGUGUGAAAAAUCAGAUAACACUGUUUUUAUUGUCAUAAGCAUAACAAAAGCUAUUAGAUUUUGGCAAAGAAAUUCAAAGAUAUUUAGAAACAAUGUAACAGACUUUGUAUUUAUAUAUAGCAUAAACAGUAAAUAAACAUGAAUUGAUAGAUAUACGUUUACUCAUAAUAUUAAACAAACAUUAUGAUAUUAUUUUCUUAUUUUCUUAUUUUCAUUUCAAAUUCGUUGUUCCUUUAUUUUGUACCAGAAUUGGGAUCAAACUAGAAAUUCAAUAGUUAAUGAUCAACUCCUUCAAAAUGUCAAACAUAAGCCAUGUGAAUGUUAAGUGACAUUUUGAGAAGACAUAUAAGUGUAAAAGCAUACCCGUUUAAAACAUUUCUGCUGUAUAAGAAAUGCACUCAUAUCGCAUGUUAUCCUGUUCUGAAAGUUUUGUAAUGUUUAUUAAAGCUAUUGCCGAACUUUUAAAGUACGUUUUUAUCACUUGUACAUCAUCCGUUUUAUAUCUUCUAAUUUUAAAGAACUAUAAAACAUUGAUUACCCUACGGCUUGCGACUUACAUGUAACACGUACAUAGGCAUAACAAAUAAUUAGCCAAUAUCAACACAGUCACAUUGGGCCUCACUGCGGGCUGAUAUAGCUCCGAUUAUACAAACAAAACACUUUUUUUGAUUACGAGGACCGUGUAGUA